Molecule: messenger RNA, 888 nt
Organism: Cucumis melo (muskmelon)
Lineage: Eukaryota; Viridiplantae; Streptophyta; Magnoliopsida; Cucurbitales; Cucurbitaceae
Exons: 3
Coding region: 89-730 (213 amino acids)
Molecular function (GO): protein dimerization activity
Source: RefSeq, a predicted model, not a curated record
UUAUUUAAACCCGUCAUUCUAUUAUUCGAAUCCUAGCAUCCAAGAGGAUGAUGAAAUAGUUAAUGGGCUCUACUCAUGCAUAACAAAAAUGGUUGCUUCAUUAGACAUCCAAGACAAAAUACUUGCAGAACUAAGCAAGUAUAAGAGAGCUGAAGCAUUGUUUGGACAACCUUUAGCAAUCAGACAAAGGGACAAAAUAUCUCCAGUGGAAUGGUGGGAUAAUUUUGGACAAUCAACUCCAAACUUGCAAAAGUUUGCUAUUCGCAUUUUAGGUCUUACUUGUAGUGCUUCUGGAUGCGAACGUAAUUGGAGUGUGUUUGAGCAGCUUCAUAGCAAGAAACGAAAUAGGCUUGCUCAAAGUCGUUUGAAUGAUUUAGUGUUCAUCAAAUACAAUAGAGCAUUAAAACGUCGAUACAACCUUCGAGAUAUCGUCGAUCCCAUCUCUUUAAGAGAUAUUGAUGAUAGUAACGAAUGGUUGAUUGGAAGAUUGGAUGAUGAUUCUGAGGAGGAGGAUGAGCUGGUAUUUGACGAUGAUAUUUUAACGUGGGGUGAUGUUUCAAGAGCUGCCGGAGCAAAAGAACCAACCUUCUAUUCUAGAGCUAGGGCCUCAGGAGCGACUAAUGUUUCAUGUUCAUCCUCGUCUACCACACAACCCACACCCAAACAAAUAAAUUUGGAUGACUCUGAUCAGGAAGAAGAAGAUACCGAUGGCUAUAAGUCCAACGAAUGAGUGAAUGAAGAUGAGGAUCAAUUUAGUGAUGAUGAGUUUGAUCUUUAGGAAUGAACUUCUAUUGUGUUUUGUUUUUUGGGUAGAAAACUAAUAUUAUAAUAUUUUAUACAUUAGAGUUAAAUCUCAUUUCUAUAUUGGUUAUUUACUUAUAUUUUAUA